UAUAUUCAAAAACAUCAUUAAACUAUUAAUUUAUUGACCAAUGCUGUACCAUAUAAAUAUAUCACAAUAGAUAAGUUUGCCACAAAAAAGUAUCUUCAAUACUUUCAAUUUGUUUUCUUCAAACGCUGCCAAAGUUGGCCAAACCCUGCAGUUAGCGCGACUGUUAGCAUAGCACAGUACAAGCAAGAAAUGGUACUCCCACUACUUGGCCGGAAUACUCCCUUGCAGUGAACUUUUACACAACGGCACAGCACAAGACUUUGUUUUACAUUGUGGAGAAAGCUUCACAACAAAAGACACUUCUCUAAACAUCGCAUCAGGUGCAGUUGCGGUGAAGAAAACCCAAAUUCAAAUCUGCCAAUCUUCUCACCAUUUGCGAGAAGGCAUGAAUUGUGAAUUACUUGCAAUUAAACAUAGCGAGGAAGGAAAAAAUUAUCACUCCAGAAGUUCUGCCCCUUUCUCGUUCCCGUUGUGCUGCUCUCGUUUUGUAUUUCUGCUCUGCUUCGGCGGUCGAACUUCUUCGCUAUCGGGUCGGUAAUCAGAGCGCUGAUCCGAAGACAGUGUGUGUUCGUCCUUCCAGGAUUACAGUCUCUCUCUCUCUAUUUCUCUUUGCUGUAAACCUUUCCUCCCACGCUUGGCGAGAGAUCGUCCUGUUUGGUAUGCCCACUACGGCACUCUGGCCAAACAACAUUACAGGAGCUGUCUCGUGCUCGCUUCCUGCUCGUACACCUUGAACAGUUUUCUCCCCCACAACACACACACACACACACGCACACAGCCACUCUCUUUCUCUCUCUCUUUCCUUCUCUCGCUCGCGACGGCUUUCCCGCUGGAGCAGAUUGGCCCCAGGCAGGUCGGGAAAAGCUUGAACUCCCGUCCGUUGGCGCUUACAGUUGCCUUUCGUUUGUCGUUGGUGAAAGUGAACGCGCCCGCGUGUGUACGGACAGGUUGGCCAUCGCCGUUUUUUGGGACAGGGGGGGGCUCUUUUGCACCGGGAAAGGACCACCACCACCACUAGCAGCGGUACCACCCAGCUAAGGAGGAAGUCUCUGUCCACUAACCCGUGUGUGCUUCUGUGUCGUUUACCUCCGGCCUUUUGGGGCCAAUUGCGGGGAUUUUCCUCCCGCCGAGGAAAUAAGCCCUGCCGGAGACGGGACAGGAAAAACGGGAAAAAUUCUCGCUCGCACAAGUGUCUGCGUGUGUGUGUGUGUGUCAGUGUACCAAUCACAUGAUCUGCCAGCCCGGAGCGUCGUGCAACAGUCGCGCGGAAACGGCACAACACGCAGAGUCGUCCUGAUCGGUGGAGCAGUCUGCUGGAGCACGCCAUGCACGAACUGCCUGCACAGACCUAGCCUGAACGCGUUCCCGCACACACACACACAUACACACCCAAAGUCACACCGAACAGGCGAACGGAACCCGUAACAGAGUUCGCGCGUUUCAGCGUUAGCGACAGCCCUUUGGUGCACACUUCCAGCGCGGGUUCCGUCGCGUCGGUACUCUACCACACCCCCUCCUUCCCCUCCUGCCCGUCUGCUUUCCCUCCCGGCCGCCUUCUCGGUAGCGUGUGGCUGGCGGGUGUGAUGGCCAACACUGCCCAUCUGUUCCGCAGGCAGAGCUCCCGGGAUUUGAUCCAGCAGGCGACCGUUCGCAGCCUAGAUGAGCUCGAGCUGAGAGAACUACGCAGCCGGCUGGUGCGGGCGGAGAACGGCUCGCAGAAUGUGGUGUACGGUGCGACGAACCAGGCGUUCAUCAGCGACGAUGAUCCACCGAUGGCGCGCAUCCUGGACAUUGGACCGUCCGGGACGGGGCCGCCGGGCAAGGAUGCGCGCAAGCUCGCCAUGCAGGCGUCCAUCGUGUCGCAGCAGCAGCAGGAGUCCGCCAUCGCCGAGCGACCGGAAGACGAGCGGGAAAGCUGGGACAGCAAGUGGACCUUCCUGCUCGCCACCAUUGGGUACGCCGUUGGGCUUGGUAACGUGUGGCGCUUCCCGUAUCUGGCGCAGAAAAAUGGCGGCGGUGCAUUCCUGGUGCCGUACUUCGUAAUGCUGCUGCUGCAGGGCCUGCCAAUCUUCUACCUGGAGCUCGCGAUCGGGCAACGCCUGCGCAAGGGUGCGAUCGGUGUGUGGCACGAGGUGUCCGCCUACCUCGGCGGUAUCGGCAUCUCCUCCGCCUUCGUCAGCUACAUCGUGGCGCUCUACUACAACACCAUCAUUGCCUGGUGCCUGAUCUAUCUGCUGCACAGCUUCGAAACGCCGCUGCCGUGGGCCGAAUGUCCGAAGCGGCUGUUUAAGAACUUCACCUACGACAUCGAGCCGGAGUGUGUGGUGUCGUCGCCGACCAAGUACUACUGGUAUCGCGAAACGCUCCAGGUGUCGCCGAGCGUCAACGAGCCGGAGCAGAUCAACUACACGGUCGCGCUGGCACUCAUCACCGCCUGGUCGCUCGUCUACCUGUGCAUGGUGCAGGGCAUUACCGAGUCGAGCAAGAUCGUCUACAUCACGGCCAUCUUCCCGUACGUCGUGCUGAUAAUAUUCUUCUUCCGCGGCAUCACCCUCAAGGGCGCAUCGGACGGCAUCGCACACCUGUUCACACCACGGUGGGAAUCGAUUCUGGAACCGGUUGUCUGGUUGGAGGCCGGUACGCAGAUUUUCUUCUCGCUCGGGCUAGCGUUCGGAGGGCUGAUUGCCUUCAGCUCCUACAAUCCGGCCAACAACAACUGCUACCGGGACGCGCUCGUCGUGUCCGUAACCAACUGCUCCACGUCUAUGUUUGCCGGUGUGGUUGUAUUUUCAGUCAUCGGCUUCAAGGCCACCUCCAUCUAUGACAGUUGCGUCGAGGAGCGCUCGGAGAUGAUACGUCAGAACAAGUCGCACGACCUCUUACCUGUUUGCGAUCUGCAAAAGGAGCUGGAAAAUAGCGCAUCCGGUACCGGAUUAGCAUUCAUCAUCUUCACCGAAGCGAUCAACCAGUUCCCGGCGGCGCAGCUAUGGGCCGUUCUGUUCUUUCUGAUGCUGUUCACGCUCGGUAUCGAUUCGCAGUUUGGCACGCUGGAGGGCGUCAGUACCUCGCUGAUGGAUAUGAAACUGUUCCCCAACGUGCCGAAGGAAAUGAUCACCGGGGCUCUGUGCAUGUCCUGUUGUGUACUGUCCCUGUGCUUUGCCAACGGUGCCGGUAGCUACAUCUUCCAGCUGAUGGAUAGCUUCGCCGGCAGCUACACAUUGCUUAUAAUUGCGUUUUUCGAAUGCAUCGGUGUCAGCUACAUAUAUGGGCUCAAAAGGUUCGCGGACGACAUCGAGCUGAUGACAGGUUCGCGGCCAAGCCUUUACUGGAUGCUCUGCUGGAAGUACAUAUCCCCGAUCGCAAUGAUAACGAUUUUGGUCGCCUCCUUUCUGGAGCUCGCAUCCGAGGGCAGUAGCUACCCGGGCUGGAAUGCGCUCACCGGUACCACCGAUCAGCUCGAGUGGCCGCACUGGUGCAUAGUGGUUGCCAUCUUGCUGAUACUGGUGUCCAUUCUGUGGAUUCCCGGUGUGGCCAUCUUGCGAUUAUGUGGCAUCAACGUGAUCGAAGACAGUGAGCCGGCCUGGUUCCCUUCGGCGGAGCUGCGUGACGUGCACGGUAUUGUACCACACGAACCGACCGACAUUGAAAUAUCAUUGUUCUGCAUACGGGCCGACGGUUCCGAGGGACUCUGCUGUCCCAUCUACGGUCCGCGCGAACAGCCACUGGACGAGGAGGAGUAAGCUGGGCCUGCUUACGGUGGGCAAAAUGCAUGUAAAAAAGAACAAACCAUUUCUCUCUACGCUCGUAAGGUACUCGUAAGGUUGACAAAACAGGAACGUCUAACGUACCAACUGAAAGAGCUAGUCGACGCUGAAGCCAUACUUACAUCCACGUCCACCAAGCAAAGCAUCCAAUAUAUACAUACACCUUUACCCGCAACACGGCAACGUAUACACCUUAGAUGGAUCUACAGUUGCGUAAAAAGAAAAGCCAUCCUAUGCUAGCGUUUAAGUAUGAAUGUUCGAAUUUAGUGUUUAAACAUAAAAAAGGCAACACACUCCCACCACUCACACAUAAAGACACGGACACUAUGCAAAAAGAAGCAGUAGAGAGAGAGAAGAAAACACAAACAAUCAAACCAUCUAGAACAGUGCAAAACGCCACCCAAGGUGAGGGCGAGCGUAACUGACAAGACUUGAAGAUUAUACAACAAAAAAACAAAAACAAAAAACGAAAAGAAAAUCUCCAUUCAUCAAUUAGCACUGCUAGUCCACCUUGUUGUCGCUAACCUACCGACUUUAGCAUAUCAAUGUGUUCCCAAUUGACGGUUAUUUAAUGUUGGGAUGUUCUUAAAAGAAUCAUACACACAUAAACUCCACACACAUAGAUACACCUAAGUAAGGCAAAGAUCAAAUUUACGUGCUCUCCUGCGUGCACACUAAUAGCGAGUUAGCGAGAGCCGAACGGGCAUCAGCCUUAUGUUCAAUAUACGUCUGACAAUAAUCCUGUUGCCUGAUGCCUGCUGCUCCCGGAGGACGCUCCAUCAGGAUCGUCCGCAAGUGUUCGUUGCUGCAUCUUGCUACACGACGAGCGACGUUUCAAACCGCGGGACAGAUACGACAAUAAUGUGCAACCAUGACUAAUACCAUGUUUAUCUAGAGAAACAAUACUAAUCUAAGAGUAUUAAUUGUUGAAUACAGUAUACAUAUUAUAUAUAUACACUCACACUCUCGUAGUCACGUAUAUCUGUACAUAUAAGUAAUUUAUAAUAAAGGACGACGUUGUAGAGUGGAUCAAAGUUGUUGCCAAACAAAUUGAA
This is a messenger RNA of Anopheles gambiae (African malaria mosquito), 4819 nucleotides long. RefSeq names its product sodium-dependent neutral amino acid transporter B(0)AT3. The transcript has 11 exons. The coding region runs from base 1584 to 3740 and encodes 718 amino acids. The record is from RefSeq and is a predicted model, not a curated record. NCBI's taxonomy places the organism in Eukaryota, Metazoa, Arthropoda, Insecta, Diptera, Culicidae. Gene Ontology annotation, cellular component: membrane. Gene Ontology annotation, biological process: sodium ion transmembrane transport.